This is a messenger RNA of Sycon ciliatum, 1883 nucleotides long. RefSeq names its product BUD13 homolog. NCBI's taxonomy places the organism in Eukaryota, Metazoa, Porifera, Calcarea, Leucosolenida, Sycettidae. The record is from RefSeq and is a predicted model, not a curated record. Gene Ontology annotation, cellular component: U2-type spliceosomal complex; RES complex. Gene Ontology annotation, biological process: mRNA splicing, via spliceosome. The transcript has 3 exons. Bases 271 to 1287 code for a protein of 338 amino acids. Gene Ontology annotation, molecular function: RNA binding.
CAUCACCGUAGCAACGCGUUGUGUCGCCAGAAAACGCACGUCGAUCGAUAAUUAUCGUGAUCCCUGUUUUCUAAAAAAUAUCCCUUCAUGAUUUGAUUUUCAUGUCAGAUCAGCUGUUGAAUGAAUGGAGAAAAGUCGAGGUGAAAGUUCGGUGAAGACUGAAGUGUUCUUAGCUAUACUGGCUCUUUUUAGUAUCCCCCCUCAAUUGUAAAUGAGCCACGUACCAUAUCAACUUGGUACCUUGAGAGUAAAUGAGAUUUGAUAUCGAAAAUGGCAAGCAAAUUGGAUUAUUUGAAACGCUACAUGUCGACGGAAGAUUGUGAGGGUGGAGGCAAAGCAAAAAAGAAAGUCCGUCGGAAAAAAGUGAAAGGAAUGGUUAUAGUAGACGAAGAUCUCACUGCCAGAUCAGCUGCUUUUGGAGGCGACUCUGACGGUGACCAGCCAAUUGUAGUCGUGGAAACCCAAGAUACAUCACCACCCCGAAGAAGGCAGCAUAAAAAGCAGGGCCGUAGUUCGGACAGUGGAGACGGUGGAGAUGCAUCUCCACCGCGAAAGCGGCGACAGCAGAUGGAAACCCAAGAUACAUCACCACCCCGAAGAAGGCAGCAUAAAAAGCAGGGCCUUAGUUCGGACAGUGGAGAUGCAUCUCCACCGCGAAAGCGGCGACAGCAGAUGGAAACCCAAGAUGCAUCACCACCCCGAAGAAGGCAGCAUAAAAAGCAGGGCCGUAGUUCGGACAGUGGAGACGGUGGAGAUGCAUCUCCACCACGAAAGCGGCGACAGCAGACGCAGGACACUCGGACGGCUACAGUAUUCCGUGAUAAGAAGACUGGCAAGAAGAUGGAUAUUGCCUUGGAAAAGAAGAAGAAACGCGAGGAGGAGGAUGUCAAGGCAGCAGAGCUGGAGAAGCAGAUGCAGUGGGGGAGAGGACUCGUUCAGAAGCAGCAGAUGGCGGACAAGGUCGAUGACAUGCUACACGAGAUGAGCAAGCCUCUGGCACGGUAUCGAGAUGACACUGACCUUGAUCGGAUGCUGCGUGACGAAGACAGAGAGGGAGACCCCAUGCUGGCAUUCAUGAAGAAGAAAAAGACGAAAGUCGACCCGACCAAGCCAGUUCGACCGGUGUGGCAGGGCCCGUUCCCUCCGAACCGCUACAACAUACGUCCUGGACAUCGCUGGGAUGGUGUUGAUCGCUCCAAUGGCUUUGAGAAGAAGUGCUUUGAGAUGAAGGCUAGGCAGAAAGCAACGGCAACGGAGGCAUACCAAUGGUCUGUGGAAGAUAUGUGAGACUUGCUGCAGCAGCUUGAGUUUUCUGUUUUUGUUUGCAGUUCAUUGAGUCUUUCGAGCGAUUCAAUCCACUUGGUGGUAGGUGGCGAAUUGAUGAACAGUCUGCAUGAGCUCCCAUAGCUCAGUCGGUUAGAGCGUCGUGCUAAUAACGCGAAUGUCGCAGGUUCGAGCCCUGCUGGGAGCACGCUCUUUUUUCUUUUUUUCUUUUUUUUAGAUCGGUUGUAAUUGAACUCAUCAAGUUGUCUGUUGAUCUGGACAGUUUUGAGAUGGUUGUAUUUUAUGCUUGGCUUUGACUUGUUGUUUAGUGUAGCGUCUCUUUUUGUUAGUGCACGGAUUUUAUUUUUCUCUCUAAGUGCAACGUGGUGGCUGGCUCCAUCAUGUUGCACCACUAGUACUGCCCUCCCCUGUACUGCCCUGCCCUGCCGGUCAGAUGGCUCUGUGUUGUUUGCGCUUGCUCCGUAGUGUAUGGCGGAGAUUGCGUCUCGUGUGCGUUCGUGUAUGCUUGCUUAUGCUUGAGUUUUACUCUGUAUCCACGCUAGUAUUAUAAAUUUUGGUCACGCCUGAAUGAUGAAAUCUUGAAUUUUCUGGACAAUCUA